UUUUUUUCUAAAAAAGAAAAACAAUAUUUUAGGAAUGUAUAAUUUUUUUUCGCGUUUUAAAAGGGCCUUUUUAGGCCGAAAUUCAGAUAUUUUAGUAAAUAUACAAAGAGAAAUAAAGACAUUAAAAGAUAUAACAGAGCAUCUGGAUAUAGGUAUUCCAUCAACAGAUUUGCUUUUAUAUUAUAUAAGGAACCAAAAAGUUGAAAAAUUAAGUGACAAAACUCUAAAACAUCUAUGUAAACUGUCUUUUUUAUCAUUUCCAAAAGAUGAUAAAAAAGAGAAAUUAAUAGAAAAAAUAUCAAUGAAUAUUGAUUUUGUUAAGAGUAUUAAGGAUGUAGAUGUCAAAUAUGUUAAACGUUUGGUUUCAGUUAGAAAAGAUGGACCCAUUCUAUUGACUUAUGAAAAUUUAUCUAAUAAGACAGAAGAACCUUGUGAGUGGAAUGUUUUUGGAUUAACAAAAAAUAGAGAAGGGAAUUUUUUUGUUUUGAAAAAACAAUAAUUAUUCAAAAAUUAUUAUUUUUAAUGGAUAAGUAUUUAUCAAAAAAUA
Pneumocystis murina B123 is the source of this 547-nucleotide messenger RNA. RefSeq lists its product as hypothetical. The transcript is spliced from 2 exons. The coding region runs from base 35 to 499 and encodes 154 amino acids. NCBI's taxonomy places the organism in Eukaryota, Fungi, Ascomycota, Pneumocystomycetes, Pneumocystales, Pneumocystaceae. Gene Ontology annotation, biological process: regulation of translational fidelity. The record is from RefSeq and is a predicted model, not a curated record.